This is a messenger RNA of Culicoides brevitarsis, 411 nucleotides long. RefSeq lists its product as uncharacterized. Bases 1 to 411 code for a protein of 136 amino acids. The transcript has 2 exons. The record is from RefSeq and is a predicted model, not a curated record. NCBI's taxonomy places the organism in Eukaryota, Metazoa, Arthropoda, Insecta, Diptera, Ceratopogonidae.
AUGGAUCAACGGGAUUACGUAUCGAAGCGCACAUGUGUCAGUUUGGUGCUCAGCGUGGCCUUUUUUACGCUCAUCUGUGGAUUCCUCCUCGGUAAAUUCGUCUCCGAUCGCCAUCAUCACAUCCGCAUGCUAAAUCUCGAACAGAGUCGGAAUGCUAAUGCGCUCCAGCUUAAAAAUCAAUUGUCAGUGCCGGCUUUAAAAUUCGUCGAAAACGAUCAUCGCACGACACACGACGAGCAAAAUCGCAAGUUGUGGCAGGAAUUCAUCGCGUGCAUGCAACACCAAACGUUGCCCUACAACACGGAGCGACUCGAUACCUUCGUGAAUCACUUUAUCGAUCAGCAAUUUAGGGAAAUGAGCAGUUGCAUGCGCAAGCUAGAACUUUAUUUGAAUCAGUUGACGCCGGAAUGA